AUGGGUUCGAACCCCAGGGGUGUUGCUGGGGGGAAGAUUGUUGGCAGAUCGGAGAGUUGGCCGCAUCCAUCAACUCCCCUUGUGUUCGUCGUGGGCACUUGGGUGAAUGCACUUUGUGUUCUGGCCUUCGGACGGAUCGCCGUGGACGCCAUGAUUGUUCUCUCCCAAGCUGGGUUCUGCAUUAGCUACCUUAUCUUCAUUGCCAAUAAUCUGGCGUACGUUUCCAACAGCUCGCCCUCGAUUCCGAUUCUAGUUUUAACUCCCAAAUCGCUCUACAUCUGGGGUUGCUUUCCGUUUCAACUGGGGUUGAAUUCGAUUCCCACACUGACUCACUUAGCUCCCUUGAGUAUUUUCGCGGAUGUGGUCGAGAUCGGAGCCAUGGGAGUGGUUAUGGUGGAAGAUGUAUUGAUUUUUCUGAAGCAAAGGCUUGCCCUGCGAGCUUUUGGGGGUUUCUCUGUUUUCUUCUAUGGUCUGGGCGUUGCUGUCUACUCCUUUGAAGGAAUCGGCAUGGUCUUGCCAUUAGAAUCAGAGGCUAAAGACAAAGACAAAUUCGGAAAAGUUCUCGCCCUGUCCAUGGCCUUCAUUUCUGUGAUGUACGGAAGGUUCGACGCUUUGGGCUACUUCGCAUUCGGGGAAGAAACCAAAGACAUUAUCACCACCAAUCUGGGGCAAGGUCCGCUGAGCAUCAUGGUUCAGUUGGGUCUCUGUGUGAACCUCUUCUUCACUUUUCCUCUCAUGAUGAACCCCGUCUAUGAAGUGAUGGAGAGGCGGUUCCGUGAUGGCGCCUACUGCCUCUGGCUGAGAUGGGUGGCGGUGCUGGGAGUGAUCCUGGUGGCUCUGAUGGUCCCCAAUUUCGCAGACUUCUUAUCUCUAGUGGGCAGCAGUGUGUGUUGUGUUCUGGCCUUUGUGUUGCCCUCUUUGUUUCAUCUGAUAGUCUUCAAGGAUCAGCUGAGCAGGAAAAGCAUGGCCUUGGAUGUGGCCAUUCUGGUUCUUGGACUGGUUUUUGGAGUCUCUGGAACCUGGUCUUCUCUUUUGGAAAUCGUCUCGCCCAGUGCCUGAUCACACCCAUCAUGAGUAAUACCACAAUCAGUACUUGCAAUACUGGAAAUUAUAAUAUUUUGUGAUCAAAAUAUGAGAUUUGGCUUGUUUUUCUAUCCAUGUUUGGCUCUGAAGAAUUGCUUGGAUGAGAAAAUGGUGAGUACUCUAAAAGUGAGCCACAGUUAGAAGCAUUUUGGUCUUCUUCAGAGUUUCCUCGUAAAUUAUAGACAAUUGUUAGGCCUGGUGCCACAUGUGAUGUUUAAAAAGCUGUUCACUAGUUGAAUGGAACCCAUCUUUAGGCAUGCUUUUUACUAAAUAAAAUAUAUGUUU
Messenger RNA from Vitis riparia (riverbank grape), 1368 nucleotides. Its product is annotated as amino acid transporter AVT3B-like. Gene Ontology annotation, biological process: amino acid transmembrane transport. Gene Ontology annotation, molecular function: amino acid transmembrane transporter activity. The record is from RefSeq and is a predicted model, not a curated record. Gene Ontology annotation, cellular component: vacuolar membrane. Bases 1 to 1059 code for a protein of 352 amino acids. The transcript is spliced from 2 exons. NCBI's taxonomy places the organism in Eukaryota, Viridiplantae, Streptophyta, Magnoliopsida, Vitales, Vitaceae.